Messenger RNA from Cyphellophora attinorum, 990 nucleotides. Its product is annotated as Programmed cell death protein 6. The transcript is spliced from 2 exons. Gene Ontology annotation, molecular function: calcium ion binding. NCBI's taxonomy places the organism in Eukaryota, Fungi, Ascomycota, Eurotiomycetes, Chaetothyriales, Cyphellophoraceae. Bases 1 to 990 code for a protein of 329 amino acids. The record is from RefSeq and is a predicted model, not a curated record.
AUGGCAUACAACAAAGCCUUCAACCCAGAUGCGCUGCCAGCGCAUGCGGAACCAGACCAGGCGGCACAGAUGCUGGCAGGCCGCCGACCAUCUCCCUCAACUCAGCGACCCGCAUACUCAAAUCUGCCUUCACAGCAGAACCGGCCACCGUCUCCUGGGCAUGGUGGACGAAGACCCUCGGGCGGGCCUCCGUCCAAUUACCAGCACAAUCAGCAGCCAUAUCACCAAAAUCACCAGAAUCAACAGAACUACCGCCCACCACCUCCACAGAAAGACAGCUAUGAUCACAAUUUCAGUCGGUUAGGAUCACCGCCGCCGCCAGCAGGCUACGGCAAUGGCCCACGUCCACAGAUGCAGCCAAUAUCCAUAGCUCAACACCACUCGCCCUCGCCGGCACGAACGCCAGCUCCACCGGACGCGGACUCGCCAGAGCUGUGGUCAAUAUUCGAGGCAGCCAACAUUACGAGAACAGGACAUAUGACACUGACAGAGUUGGGCUCAGCUCUUGUCAAUGGAGAUUACACACCCUUCGAUCCGUCCACGAACAGAGCAUUGAUGCGCAUGUUCACGAGUUCUCCCCCUACCCAGCUGCAAAGCGCUACGCUCACUUUCGCCGAAUUCCAGAAUCUAUGGAGGUUUCUGGCAGCGUGGAAAGAGCUAUUCGAGCGAUUUGACGAGGACAGGAGCGGCCGGAUCACCCUGAACGAAUUCUCAAAAGCCCUCGUGGCUUUCGGCUACAGACUAUCGCAACCAUUUGUGAGUCUACUAUAUAGCACAUAUGAAGCAAAGGGCAUGCGCAUGGCGGAGGAGAGACGUGGAAGCCGUGGCGCUGCGACAACCCAGGGCAUGAGUUUCGAUCUGUUUGUUCAAGCAUGCGUCCAUUUGAAGCGCAUGACGGAUGUGUUCAAGAACUACGAUGAUGAUCGAGACGGCUAUAUCACUGUUAGCUUCGAGGAGUUCUUGACAGAGAUACUCAAACUGCGAGAUUGA